ACGUCAUUCUCACGCGCCUCCUGUUAUCAGACCGGAUGUUUUCUUUUUUAGUUCCGCUAGUGAUUGUAACCGUAUUUGCUAACAAAUAUAGAUUGUAGACGUUAUCUGCAACCAGUAUUGUUGUUUAACAGCUCACAUGUCUUUAAGUUACAGUGUAAAACAUUAGCAAGCCGUUCAUUCAACAAAACAGCCGGAUGAAAUCGCCUUAGUUAAACAGCUGAAAAUAACAACAUUUAGACUGAGUGCACCAUGGGCGCUGAACAGAGCGGAGAUGCUGAUCAUAAACAUUCAGACUUCAGCGCUUCAGUUGUUCCCUCUCCAGUCAAGCAUAGAGCCAAAAUGGAUGACAUAGUAGUUGUUGCUCAAGGAACUCAGUCAUUACGGAAUAUCCAUAAUGAUCCAGAUGUAAUAAAACUGCAAGAAAUUCCCACCUUUCAGCCUCUUCUGAAAGGCGUGCUCAGUGGACAAACCUCUCCGUGCACUAUCUGUUUAGAAAAGCUGGAUUCGGCACAGGUACUGCAGCUGUGUGUCCGAUAUCAGGAUCAUCUACACCAGUGUGCGGAAGCUGUUGCCUUUGACCAGAACGCUCUGGUCAAGAGGAUCAAAGAGAUGGAUCUGUCAGUGGAGGUGUUAUUCAGCAUCAUGCAGGAAAGGCAAAAGCGGUAUGCCAAGUACGCCGAGCAGAUCCAGAAGGUCAAUGAGAUGUCGAUGAUUCUGAGACGUAUUCAGAUGGGCAUCGACCAGACGAUGCCGCUGAUGGAGCGUCUCAACAAUCUGCUGCCUGAGAGCGAGCGCCUCGAGCCCUUUAGCAUGAAACCUGACGGAGAAAUCAAAUAGAGUUUGACAACAGUUGUUAAAAAGUUAAUAGUACUAAUUGACUUUUGCUUUAUAGAGACCCACCUCAGGUCAUGUCUGGUUGUUACCUAAAGAACGUCUCACUUUGCACUCUGAAAGGCUUUUUGUGUGCCUGGAUCAUGUGUUAUCUUGCAUAAAACAGGUUACAUGGUACAAAUUGAAAGACAUUAACACCAAAAUGGUGUAUGCAUGUGUAUAUAUUUACUUAAAAGACUUAACUCAGUGGUUUUAAAGGGCAUGAUUCUGCCUCUGAAAUUGAAAAUGUUAUUUAAUGAGAUGUCAUUCAAGCAUAUGAUGCUUUUGCACUUGAGAGGCUUUUUGUAGACUGGUGUCAUUAAAGUUGUUGGCAUUAAAUCCUUUAUACAUA
Molecule: messenger RNA, 1222 nt
Organism: Carassius carassius (crucian carp)
Lineage: Eukaryota; Metazoa; Chordata; Actinopteri; Cypriniformes; Cyprinidae
Product: BLOC-1-related complex subunit 5-like
Exons: 5
Coding region: 250-837 (195 amino acids)
Biological process (GO): lysosome localization; organelle transport along microtubule; positive regulation of anterograde synaptic vesicle transport
Cellular component (GO): synaptic vesicle membrane; BORC complex; cytoplasmic side of lysosomal membrane
Source: RefSeq, a predicted model, not a curated record